This is a messenger RNA of Sclerotinia sclerotiorum 1980 UF-70, 489 nucleotides long. RefSeq lists its product with no specific name. Bases 1 to 489 code for a protein of 162 amino acids. Lineage: Eukaryota; Fungi; Ascomycota; Leotiomycetes; Helotiales; Sclerotiniaceae. The record is from RefSeq and is a predicted model, not a curated record. The transcript is spliced from 2 exons.
AUGCCAAAACACACACCCCGUCUUCCAGGUCAACCUCUUCAAGAACGUCCAUGGGCAGAACCACAUAUUCCGGAAAUGCUAAGUAGAACAUUAUUCCGUGAACCAACUCUAGCUCGUAGACAACGACAGGCUCAGGUACAAGCACAGGCACAGGCACAGGCGCAAAGACCACAAACCCAAGUCCAAUCUCAAGGUAACAUCGAAGGUAACACUCAACACCCAUCUCUAGAAAUAAUCCUCGAACCCGCAACUCCCUCCUCCGAACUCCAACCUAUGGCCCACUGGUACUUCCACGACCAAGCCGCAAACCAUUAUCCGGAAAAACAUGUUUCGAUUAGUACGUCUUCGGCUUAUACUACGUUGCAGCUUUCGCCUCGUGCGACGGAGGUUUUUGCUGGAGAGGAGCAGGGAUUGGGAAUGGGAAAGGGUGUUUGGGGAGCGGGGAGGAGUGUGAUGGGGAGCGGGGAGGAGUGUGAGGAGGAGUGUUAA